Messenger RNA from Neurospora crassa OR74A, 885 nucleotides. RefSeq lists its product as hypothetical. The record is from RefSeq and is a predicted model, not a curated record. The transcript has a single exon. NCBI's taxonomy places the organism in Eukaryota, Fungi, Ascomycota, Sordariomycetes, Sordariales, Sordariaceae. The coding region runs from base 1 to 885 and encodes 294 amino acids.
AUGCCCGAAUCCUACUACAGCAGCGCCGGUUACACCCACCCGGUCGAGUACUACAUCAACUCCGGCCGCGGCCCCGGCUCCACCACCGGCGGCUCCGUAGCGCCCUCGACCGCCUCCAUGUCCUCCCAGUCCACCAUCCGUCCUACAUACGUGAACUCCCAAGGCCAACUAGGCAUCGACUACCCCAGCAGCCGUGGUGCCUCUCGCCAGUCCCAGUCCCACCACCAAGGCUCAUCAUACCACUCCCUCCGCGACGUCGACCCUUCCGACUCCAGCAGCCAAGUCGGAGGAGGUUCCGUGGUAUCCACCAGUUCUCGCGCCAGCCGUGCCAGCCGCGCUUCCACCGUCCGCCCCGAUGACUCCCUCAGUCAGGUUGGCGCUAAUCGCAGCCACCCCCGUGGUCGCGGUCGUGACUUAUCCGCAAGGGAACUAUCCCUCCUUCAUGCCCAAGGUGGCUCACAUGCCCCCACGGUAGUUUCCCUCGCCUCGAGUACGCACUCUCAGUCUCAGUCUCAAACCCAGGGCGGCGGCGGCCCGCAAUUACUUCCCUACGCUGAUUCCGACGCUGGUGGUGGGGGAUCCGAUUUCUCAACUGAUAGCACGCUUGUGAUCGAUAUGAGGCGUGAUCCAAACUCUAAUCGGCGCCAACAACAACAACCCCCUGCUCCCCGCAGCAAUCAGCAGCAUGGAGGCAAUAACGGUGCUGGUGGAAGAAAUACUUACCCGUCUGAGCCCCCUACUGUGGUCGUCACGGAGGCGGAUAUCGCUCGCGGAAGGGAGAUGUGGCCUGGUUUGGAUCGGGAGAGUAUCAAGUGUAGGAUGAAGGUAGUGCUGAUUCGGGAGGAGGUGCAGAGGAGGGCGAGGGUUCAUCUUGGGUUCCGUUAG